Aspergillus nomiae NRRL 13137 is the source of this 621-nucleotide messenger RNA. RefSeq lists its product as uncharacterized. Bases 1 to 621 code for a protein of 206 amino acids. Lineage: Eukaryota; Fungi; Ascomycota; Eurotiomycetes; Eurotiales; Aspergillaceae. The transcript is spliced from 3 exons. The record is from RefSeq and is a predicted model, not a curated record.
AUGCUCCUUGUCGAAUUAUCCCCUGGCAGCCGAAGCUCAAAUCCCAAAACAGUGUCCGGCCCAGACGUCUAUUUUAACAAGGGGGAAGGCGAUGAUACAUCAGAUGACGAUGACACUGCGAGUGAAGCAAGCGUUGACGCUUCCGCGCGUCCACUCAGUGCGUAUGUGGCUCAGUUCCCUGAGGACUGUCAGGUGGAAUACCGCGUGAACCCCCAUGGACGCGAUGUGCUGAUGAACUACUGGGGUGGUGAGUGCCCGUUUUGUGAUGGCCUCCAUUAUUAUUGUCCCGGUUGUGGCCCUGCCCGCCUGUUUCCAGACCUUUGGGGUGGGUGUGGUGUGGAUCAGGCCUGUCCCGUCUGCCUGGGUUACAAUUUUGCCAUGGACGACAAAGACGCGUUGAGAGUAAUAGAAUACUAUACAGAUAGGCUUCAUAGAGGCGAUGCUAAAUGUGACGGGGGAUAUGCAGAAAUGAAACGCGAGAUCCUCGACAUGGUACGGGAGCGAUAUGAGAGGAUCAAUGCGCAGAGGGAAGAGAUGGGUUUCCCUUUCUAUGAUGUCAAUAAGAUCGUAGAGGGUUGGUUUGAGGACGACGAUGAUGACGAUGACGACGAUGACGAAUGA